This is a messenger RNA of Saccostrea cuccullata (small rock oyster), 3010 nucleotides long. Its product is annotated as multidrug resistance-associated protein 1-like. NCBI's taxonomy places the organism in Eukaryota, Metazoa, Mollusca, Bivalvia, Ostreida, Ostreidae. Gene Ontology annotation, biological process: transmembrane transport. The record is from RefSeq and is a predicted model, not a curated record. The transcript is spliced from 16 exons. Gene Ontology annotation, cellular component: membrane. Bases 89 to 3010 code for a protein of 973 amino acids. Gene Ontology annotation, molecular function: ABC-type transporter activity; ATP hydrolysis activity; ATP binding.
CAACAGGUCGGAAGGAAAGAUUCAUCAAGCCAGUCUUUUUAAAGUGCUUUUCAAAAUACAUUUAAAUGAGGUCGUUCUGAAUUUUCUGAUGCGGAUGUCGCGUCAUCUUCUGCAGUUUGUUGGGCCCCUGCUGUUCAAGCUAAUGAUUGACUUUGCCGAGGACACAAAUGAUUUUCUUUGGCAUGGAAUUUUAUUUGCCAGUGUAAAAUUUAUAGUUGAUUGCACAGAAGUGUUGAUGGGAAAUUAUGACGACAAUACUUGUCACAUGAUUGGAAUCAAAAUCAGAACAUCAAUUUGUGGAGCUUUAUAUAGAAAGAUGACUAAACUUUCGAACACGGCCAAGAAAGAUUGCACUGUCGGUGAGAUGGUAAACCUGAUGGCUGAUGAUGCCCAAAGAGUUGUACGGGCCCUCUUUCAAAUACACUUUUUGUGGAUAGGUCCUCUACAGGCAUGCGUGGCCCUCUACUUUCUUUAUCAAGAGUUGAAGUUUGCUGCAGUGCUAGGAUUUAGCCUCUUAUUCAUUUUCAUCCCCUUGAAUGUAUUCAUUGCAAAGAAACAUCACAAAAUCAAUAACGAGGAUACUGAGAUCAAAGAUAAAAGAAUGAAGGUUUUAAAUGAAGUCUUCAAUGGAAUCAAGGUACUAAAGCUGUAUGCAUGGGAACCCUCAUUCGAAGACCAAAUAGAUUCCAUUCGAUUCCAAGAACUGCGUGGAAAAAUGAAAAGAAAAUGUUUGGAUGCAGUGUCCUCUUUCAUUUGGGGAAUAUCAGACUUUUUGAUUGCGUUUGUCAUCUUUGCCGUGUAUUUGUGGUUGGAUGACAGCAACAUCAUGACAACAAAGAAGAUCUUCUACACAAUAUCUCUACUUGGAAUUCUCCGUGGACCAAUUCUUCACAUGCCACAUGUGAUCACAGCACUUGUGGAGACAACAACCGCUCUUAAAAGAAUUCAAAAAUUUUUGAAUCAAGAGGAAAUAGAUGAAUCUGCGAUCCAACAUGAUGGAAGUGAGGCACUGUCGAUAGAGAUGAAAGGUGCAUCGUUUACAUGGAAUGGAAAGAAGAACCCAAAUUUAAAACAUAUAAACAUGGAGAUCCCUGAUGGAGGACUGGUGGCUAUUGUUGGAGCUGUGGGCGCUGGAAAGUCUUCGCUGUUGUCAGCAGCAAUUGGAGAAAUGGAAAAGAUUUCCGGGGAAGUCAGUGUGAAUGGUUCUGUUGCUUAUGUAACACAACAAGCAUGGAUUCAAAACAAUUCUCUGAAAGAAAAUAUUCUGUUCGGAAAGAAGAUGAAUAAGAAGAGUUAUGAUAAAGCAAUCGACACAUGUGCUCUACAAGCUGAUCUUGAUAUUCUUCCGGGAGGGGAUGAAACUGAAAUAGGAGAAAAGGGAAUUAAUCUUAGUGGAGGACAAAAACAGAGAGUGAGUUUGGCCCGUGCAGUUUAUCAGGACGCCGACAUCUACCUGUUAGAUGACCCUCUUAGUGCUGUCGAUGCACAUGUAGGAAGACAUAUAUUUCAAAAAGUCAUUGGAAAUGGAGGACUUCUGAGAAACAAGACACGAGUCCUUGUCACACACGCCAUAAGCUUUUUACCAAACGUGGACAAGAUUAUAAAUCUGGUCAAUGGAGAAUUAACGGAAGUUGGGACCUAUAACGAGCUGAUGGAAAGGAAUGGUGUGUUUGCAGAAUUUGUACGGAACCAUGCACUAGAAGAGUCUUCUGAUGAUGACGAGGAGCAGACAAAUAAAAGACAAAAGUUCAUCGGGCGACAGAUAUCAACCAUUGACCAGUCUGACAAAGGAGUACAGGAAAGAACAGAGAACAAAUGUAAAGAUUCCAAAUUCAUAGAAGAAGAAUCAAUAGAAACAGGACAGGUGAAAUGGUCUGUUUACACCAGUUAUUUGAAGACAGCUGGACGUUUUCUACUGGUCGUGCUUUUGUUUACCAUUGCGGAGAACAUAUCAGAUCAUUAUAAUAAGUACUGGUUGAGCGAAUGGAGCAGUGGCAAUGCAGAUAACUGUUCUACAUCUAAUAUGUCCACAGCUGAUCAACAUUCACGAGAAAAAUACAGACUGAAAGUAUUUGGAGGCAUGGGACUGAUAAGAACUAUUUUUGAUGUUCUCAUACAACUCUCAAUUACUUAUAUCGCUGUUAAGUCAGCACGAACAUUUCACCAGAAUGCCCUGUCCAGUGUGAUGAGAGCACCAUUGAGCUUCUUUGAUACAACACCGAUUGGCAGGAUCAUCAACCGUUUCUCUAAGGACAUGGAAACAUUAGAUUGGUCUCUUCCUUGGAUUACGAAAUCUUUCUUAGAAUGUUUUCCUCAUAUGAUGUUCACUUUUGGAAUCAUUACCAUGGGGACGCCUAAAAUAAUGUACUUCGUGAUUCCGUUUUGCUUCAUUUAUUUCUUUAUACAGAGGCUUUUCAGUGCCACUGCAACACAGACAAGGAGGAUCUGCAGUGCCCUUAGAUCACCUCAGUACUCUCAUUUCAGCGAGUCCAUCAAUGGUGUCACAACACUUCGUGCUUUCAACAAAACUCAGCUGUUCACAAAUGAGUCUGAUCGCCGGCGAGAUGCAUACAAUAAAGCUGAAGUAACGAACACAAUGUGCUACAGAUGGUUAGGAGUACGUUUGCAGUUUAUCGGAAAUCUUUUCGUUUUCAUUGCUUGCACCAUGGCUGUUUAUAGAAGAGACGUGUUAUCAAGUGGGAUGAUAGCCCUUGUUAUGACGUAUGCUGGACAUAUAAGCGGCAUCCUUCGUUGGAUCGUUCAUGUUUUCACCGAAAUGGAUACAAACAUCAUAUCGGUGGAAAGAAUUCAGGAAUAUAUCGAAACGAAACCAGAAGCAGAAUGGCGGAUUGAAGAAACAAAACCUGCCCCUGAGUGGCCACAAAAAGGCCAUAUAAAAUUUUCAAAUUUUGGCCUGAGAUAUCGUGAGGGUUUAGACCUGGUUUUGAAAGGAAUAGACUGCGAAAUAAUGCCAGGAGAGAAGUGCUCACUAGCUAUACCCCCUCUCUGA